Molecule: messenger RNA, 681 nt
Organism: Rhagoletis zephyria (snowberry fruit fly)
Lineage: Eukaryota; Metazoa; Arthropoda; Insecta; Diptera; Tephritidae
Source: RefSeq, a predicted model, not a curated record
AUGGUCUCCCUCCGACUGCUGAACAAAGUCAGUCACCACUUUUGCGCCGGAUCGAUCAUUUCUGAGCGGUACAUCCUCACUGCCGCCCACUGCACCAUUUUCCCGGAAGGCAUUGGUGAUCCAAAGGGAAACAACGUGGUGGUGGUGAUUGCCGGAAUCAAUCGACGGCAGAAGGUGCCCAAAGGGCUCUACCUCUCCAAGCGUUUCAUCGUUCACAAGCAGUACAGUAAUCGCACCAAUGAGAACGACAUUGCCCUUCUUCAGCUGACCGAGCCCAUACGGUUCACUGAUGGAGUGAAGGCGGUGCCGAUGGCAUCCAUCCCGCCGCCCGUUGGAGCACUGGCCACUCUGGCCGGCUGGGGAGUCAACAAGAUUUUUCCCAGUCUUCAGAUGCCGGCUCGUUUGCAGGAAAUUACCAACAUGAAGGUUCUCAGAACGGAGCAGUGUAAUGAACUGCUGCCCGCUAGUUCUCAAAUGAAUAGCAGUUCGGAAGGACAGCUGUGCACUAUUCUGCCAAAAGGAAAAGGCGCCUGUAUGGGCGAUUCAGGUGGUGGACUGCUUGUGAACCACACUUUAGUGGGAAUUGUCAGCUAUGGAAUACCGUGCGCUUUAGGCUAUCCGGAUGUUUUUACCUCCGUUGCCCACUAUCGAGAUUGGAUCAGGACAAAUGCUGGAAUUUAG